This is a messenger RNA of Drosophila takahashii, 1266 nucleotides long. It is a transcript of the gene Spn42Dd, whose product is annotated as Serpin 42Dd. Gene Ontology annotation, molecular function: serine-type endopeptidase inhibitor activity. The record is from RefSeq and is a predicted model, not a curated record. NCBI's taxonomy places the organism in Eukaryota, Metazoa, Arthropoda, Insecta, Diptera, Drosophilidae.
UUCGCGGCACUUGCGAAAGUGCAUAUAUAAGCUCGACUUGGCACUCUCCGCUCAGUUUACAGAGAUACUUAUCUCGGGGACCAGUUCGUCGGAGGCGGUCAAAUGUAUUACUUGUUCCUCAUUCUGUGGGCCACUUCUGUGGCCUGCCAGGCCUCCGAGGAGAUCUACCAGCUGCUGGCCAAGAGCCAUGCCAACCAGAACCUCAUCGUCUCGCCAGUUUCCAUAGAGGUAAUCCUCAGCAUGGUCUACAUGGGUGCAGGAGGGUCGACGGCGCAGGAGCUGCAAAGUGCCCUGAGAUUGCCUUCCGGGGACAAGCAGGCGGUGGCCACCAAAUACGCGGAACUCCUCAACCAACUUCAGGGUCAGGAGAAGGAGCAGGGAGCCACACUGAAGCUGGCCAACCGCAUCUACGUGAACGAUCAGUACGGCCUGCAAGAGGAUUACAAUCUGGCUGUGCGGGAACCCUUCAAGGCCGAGGCGGAGUCCAUUAGUCUGGCAAAUGGCCCCCUGGCUGCUGGGCGAAUCAACCAGUGGGUGCUCAGCCAAACGGGUGGCAAGAUCAAGGACAUGAUCGAUCCCGGCAGCAUGACGUCCGAUGUCAAGGCCCUGCUGGUCAACGCCAUCUACUUCAAGGGCCAGUGGGAGUCCAAGUUUGAGCCAGAUAAAACGAGAUCCUCCACCUUCCAAGUGUCCGCCGACCAGAAUGUCACUGUCCCAAUGAUGAUGCAGAUGGGGACUUUCAGGGCCAACUACUUCCGAGACCUGGACGCACAAGUCAUCGAGCUGCCGUACCAGAACUCCAACCUGUCCAUGACCAUCUUCCUGCCCCGCGAUGUUGGAGGCCUGAGCGCGCUGGAGGAGAAGAUCUCUGGAUUCGCCCGGCCGCUGGAGGCCAAUGAGGUGUAUGUGAAGCUGCCCAGGUUCAAAAUCGAGUUUCGAGACGAACUUAAAGAGACCUUAGAGAAGCUGGGCAUCCGAGAGCUUUUCACCGACAACUCUGAUUUAGGUGGCUUGUUCGCCGAUAAGUCAGGCGGAAAAGUCAGCCAAGUCUCGCACAAGGCGUUCCUGGAGGUGAACGAGGAGGGGGCAGAGGCCGCGGCUGCCACAUCUGUUUCCGUCACGAAUCGAGCCGGCUUUUCUAUGUUCUUCGUCGCCGAUCAUCCCUUCGCCUUCGUCAUUCGCGAUCCGAACACCAUAUACUUCCAGGGCCAUGUUGUCAGUCCUUAAAUAAAUGGAAAAAACUAAAGUGCUGACUUGUAUUAUAAA